UUCAUGUGUCCACAGCAACAAACAGAAGAUGGAUUUGAGCUCCAGUUUGGAACAAAUCAUCUCGGUCAUUUUCUGCUGACCAACCUCUUACUAGACUUGAUGAAGAAAUCGGCUCCCAGCCGAAUCGUGAAUGUCUCAUCAUUUGCGCAUAAGUCUGGAAAAAUGCAUUUUGAUGAUCUGCACUUGAGCGAUUGUUACGGCCCAUUCAAAGCUUAUCGACAAAGCAAGUUGGCAAAUAUACUGUUCACAAAUGAACUGGCAAGAAGGUUAGAAGGAACAAGUAUAAAUUGUUACUCACUUCAUCCUGGUGUUGUAAGUACUAACAUAGUUCACUACGUCACAUCCUGGAAACGUGUGCUUCUAGAAAUAGUGCGUCUAUUGCUGGCAAAUAAUCCUGAGAUGGGUGCACAAACUACAAUAUACUGUGCUGUUGAAAAGAGCCUGGCAAACGAAUCGGGGUGUUUUUACAGGUAGGUAGGCUGAGGUACCGGUUCAAUUGCCAUCGCUGUUCUCCUUGAUCUAAAAUGCAAGUUACGAUAGUGCACUGUCUUUCGGAUGAGACUUGCCGUUGGUCCCGUGUGCAUUAUGGUCCAUGUGCAAGUUGAAGAAAAUACGGGAAUGUCGGAAAAGAAUCGGGGAUUGCCACCCAUUCUGGCCGAUCACCACCAGAAGGACCCUAGUGAAAAUAAGUGCUUAAGUUCG
This is a messenger RNA of Anneissia japonica, 702 nucleotides long. RefSeq names its product retinol dehydrogenase 14-like. Bases 4 to 474 code for a protein of 156 amino acids. The transcript is spliced from 2 exons. Lineage: Eukaryota; Metazoa; Echinodermata; Crinoidea; Comatulida; Comatulidae. The record is from RefSeq and is a predicted model, not a curated record.